AAAAUGAAUAAAUUCAGAGGUAGGAUAGUUCUUAACCGAAGAGGAAGAGGAAGAGGAAGAGGAGGAGGAAAAGGAAGAAGAAGAAAUCGAAUCCAUUCCAUAGGAGGCUAAAGAGUUAUCAGAAGCCUUCCGGAGUUCCAUCGAGAAGAUUGUCUCUCGCAAUUCUGCCAAUAUGCCUACAGUUGGGGCCGUUAAUUGUGCCAUGUUAUCCAAAAAGCGUCUUUGAGCAACGAACUGUCAGAUUCUCCAAUAAUAAACAGCAUUAUCUGUAAAUGGAUAGACCUAGAGCCCCUAUAUCUUCCUUGAGCGAUACGGAACGCAGAUCCCUUGAGGUCUUCAACGCCUCAGAAAAGGUUGACGGCGGGGGACCAUCUUCUUCAUCAUCAAAGUGGAUGGCAUUUCAAGAUUCGGCAAAGAUAGUGGAAAGAACCGCGGAAUGGGGAUUCUCAGGAGAAAGCAGUUUCAAGAUGGGGGAGAGGGCUUCAGGAGAAGGAGAACGGAGCAAGAACAUGUCGACAAGGACAUCAGAAGAAUCUACAUCCUCUGAAUCAGGGGCCUUCCCAAGAGUAUCGCAGGAGCUCAAAGCCGCUUUGGCUACUUUGCAGCAGACGUUUGUAGUGUCAGACGCUACAAAGCCAGACUGUCCCAUUAUGUAUGCUAGCAGCGGUUUUUUCACCAUGACCGGUUAUUCUUCAAAGGAGAUUGUUGGAAGAAACUGCCGAUUUCUGCAGGGACCUGACACAGACAGGAAUGAAGUGGCCAAAAUCAGAGACGCUGUCAAGAAUGGGAAAAGUUACUGCGGGAGGCUCUUGAACUACAAGAAGGACGGAACUCCCUUCUGGAAUCUCCUCACGGUCACACCCAUAAAGGAUGACCGUGGCAACACCAUCAAAUUUAUUGGAAUGCAGGUUGAAGUCAGCAAAUACACGGAAGGCGUAAAUGACAAAGCUCUUCGCCCAAAUGGAUUGCCCAAAUCCUUGAUCCGAUAUGAUGCUCGUCAGAAGGAGAAAGCUUUGGAUUCCAUCACGGAGGUCGUACAGACAAUUAAACAUCCCAAGCCUCAUGUAUGUGACACGAGCAAUAAGAGUUUGCCAAGACUUGGUGAUGCUAAUACACCCGGUAGCCAGAUCAUGCAAUCAGAUGACGGUUCCAAGUCGUCCAGAAAAUCUGGACGUGUUUCCUUCACAAGAUCGAAGCACAAAUCAUUUAGCUCGACUAGGUUGCAUGAAAAUAUUCCAAGCAUUGAGCCUGAAGCAUUGAUAACUACGGGUGUGGAGCGCACUGACAGUUGGGAUCGUUCUGAACCAGGGUGCCAGAUAGGGCCAUGCGAGUAUGAAGAAGGAAAACGAUGUCUAUCCUCUGACACUUGCCACAUCGCUUAUUUGUAG
This is a messenger RNA of Tarenaya hassleriana, 1388 nucleotides long. RefSeq names its product phototropin-2-like. The transcript has 7 exons. The coding region runs from base 273 to 1388 and encodes 371 amino acids. Gene Ontology annotation, cellular component: nucleus. The record is from RefSeq and is a predicted model, not a curated record. Lineage: Eukaryota; Viridiplantae; Streptophyta; Magnoliopsida; Brassicales; Cleomaceae.